GACGUCUGGUUCCAUUCACCACCACUGUGAGCUGUUCCUCCCAUUUAAACGUGUAGAAAUGUUGGUCAAGUUCCCCUUUAAUUAUGCUCCAGAGCAAGUUUACAUCCAGCUUGUUUUGGAUGUAUGUGGACAGCUACUAGGAGAAGAGGUGAGCCAGGUGUAACCUGAGAGCACUGUGAGGUAACACACACCUAUCAAACACACCUUUAAAGCACCUGUUAGCUAGAUCGGGUGUUUGUAGAGCAGCAGACGAGCUGAAGCUGCUUGGACGGUUGAGGAAGUCCCCGAAUAUUACGGGUUGGGAUUGUUCAGGGAUUUUGUGGGCGUGACGUCGGCGUGACGUCACGGGAGUAGGGGCCGGGAGGCGGUGUGUGUGUAUGUGAGUUUCGGUAGAGAGAGACUGAGAGAGAGAGACCUCAGUCACACACACGGCAGAAAGGACUCAGGCUGCGCGGUGUUAGUCUCUAAACCCGACACAGAGAGAGAAAAGAGCCCGUUUUAAGAGUCAGGCUGGUCUUUAAAGUGUGGUUUUAAGUGGAAAAGAGCCCAGAGACCUUCCGUCAGCUCCUGCCUUCCGAGGAGAAAGAGUGGACUUAAGCGGUUUCGUUCACGGACACCUGUUUUUAAGGUUUUUUUUUUAUUUUAAUUAAAAACCGAACUCCUGUUUCGGCGUUGAAAACUCUUUUUUUUGAGGCACCAUGCUGUGGGACUCUCCUCUCAGCUCCACGGGACUCCUCGGCUUCGGCUUGGUCUUUCUCCUCAUAAUUCAAGGCUCGUCGGUUCAGCGCGUGAAGGUGCAGCCGGAGGUGGUGUCGUAUCCGGGGCAGGACGUGACCCUGCGGUGCCAGUUUCCCAGUCCAGGCCAAACUCAGCUCACACAGGUGUCCUGGAUUUACGAAACGGCUGCUGGGGUCCGAACCAACAUCGCAGUGUUUCAUCCAAGCUUUGGAAUUAAUUACCCCACGUCCCCGGUGUCUGGCCGUGUGAGUUUCACGAUUGACCCACCCCAGCUGGAAAGUCCCACCAUUCAGAUCACAGCCAUUACGAUGGCCGACGAGGGAAGGUACAUCUGUGAAUACGCCACUUACCCCAGCGGGAACGAGCAGGGCGUCACCAACCUCGUCUUACUAGCCAAGCCCUCGAACAACGCCUCCACAGUAACCGUACAGGCCGGCUCAGCCGCGGUCGUCGUGGCCCGCUGCGAGUCGGCCAACGGGCGUCCAGCGGCAACCAUCAGCUGGGCGACUUCGGUGGGUGGCAACGGAACGACCCUGACGAAUACAGAGAACUCGGACAACACGGUGACGGUGAAGAGCGAGUACUGGCUGGUGCCGACUCCGGCCGACAACGGCAAAGACAUCAGCUGCGAGGUGUCGCACCGGACGCAGUCCAACCCGCAGACUUUCCCCAUGAAGCUGGUGAUCGAAUAUCCUCCUCAGGUGCAGAUCGUGGGAUAUGACAGUAACUGGUAUUUAGGGCGCACAAACGCGGUGCUGACCUGCCAGGCGCAGGGGAACCCUACUCCCACCACCGUCACCUGGAGAACGAUGUCUGGUCUGAUGCCGGAUACGGUGCAGAUAAAGGAGAACAAACUGACCGUGCCCAAAGUGGAUGAGACGGUGAACGCCACUUUCAUCUGCGAGGUCAGGAACAGCCUGGGCACAGGAAAGGACCAGGUCAGCGUGAUGGUCAGGGAAGCCCGUAUUGCUGGCCAAACCAACACUGGCGUAGUCGCGGGCGCCAUCAUCGGCGUCCUCCUCGCCCUCCUAUUGUUCAGCGCGCUCACCUACGUCCUGGUGUCUCGCAACCGCCGGCAGCAGCAGGGUUACCGCGGCAACGGCAAGGCGAAGGCGGAGCCCUACGACUCGGUGGCCCGCCUCUUCGGCUCUGGGAGCAACAAGAACGGCACCAACGGCAACAAUGGCAAUAACAACACGCCCAUUUACCGAGGGGAGCCGGUGCUUUCAGAGAAGGCGGCCAAUCACAGCAUGCACCCGGGGGGCGUGGCCCUGCUGGAGACCACUCCCACUGCUCAGGACAUCCUGCUGAGCAGGGAGUUGGACGAGGCGGAGCGCAGGAAGUUCGACGAGCUGGAGGAAGAGGACGAAAGGUACGAUCACUUCACGGCGGGCGGAGCCAUCCUACAGCUCCGCCCACACAACCAGGACAUAGACGCCGGUUACCUAGACGACGACAUGGAGUCGCAGAGGGACGGAUCCGUCAUCUCGCGGACUGCCGUCUACGUGUGAGGCGGGAGGAAAGAGGGGGAGGAGGAGAGCGAGAUGAGAUGGGUGGAGAGAAGGACGAGUGGACCUACUUCCAAAGGAUACCUUUUUUGUUUUCUUUCUUCUUUUAAGAUUUAUUCAUUGCUUUUAUUUCUUAAAUGAAUAUGAGACAGAAUUAAUGGAUGGAUGGAUGGAUGGAUGGAUGGCUGGAUGGAUGGAUGGAUGGAUGGAUUCAUUACUUUAUUUGGAUAAAGGACGGUCACAGGAUGGAGGGAGUGGAUGGAGAGCGCAGACUGGAAAUAAAUGAAGCGUUCUGUGGCUUAACUUCCUAUUUACAGCGAUGGUCGUCAUGGAGACGGACUUUAAAUGUGCACACCGCAUCAUAUGUAACGCAUACGUUGACAAUGAAGGCUGUGUUUGUGUCCACACUGUGCUGUGGUGUGAUGUAAUCAGGGUUUGCUCCAUUUGUCUUUAUUCGUUUCUUUUCUCCAGUGGUGAGAGCGUGUUACAUUAGAACUUGCACUCUUUCGUCGCUCUCCUCCUUUCCCUCGCUUUCUCUUGCUCUCAGUAUCCACUCGCUGUGAGCUGAAGUCUAGAUUCGGUGCUGUUAGCCAACCAGUUAAUUGCACACACAGUAAUCUUGACCUCAGCCCCUGCAGUUUGUUGUAUUAUGUGAAGCCAAUGCAGCACCAUUCAGCAAAUUGGAGAGCUUUGAAUGCACAGAGUUGCUAAAUUGCUGUGCUAAGUUACGACAAACCCCAUUAUAACGAAGGCUGCCGUAUGAAUGUGCUGCAUAUGUGGUAUCGGGUGAGCAUCUUUUUCUUUUUUCUUUUCUUUUUUUUUUUUUUAAACCUAAUCUUUAAUUGCUGUAUCUGUAGCAUGCAGUUGAUCAUCACCGGCCACAGUUUCCCUGAAUCUAACAGAAAGGCAGGAAACCUGAGCUCACUUCUAAUUAGGGGUGCAUGCUGAUAAGCCUAUAGAAAUAAAUAUUAUAUUUUCUGUGAUGCUAAUUCAGGUAGUUUCACUUUCUUCAUUUUAUAAAUAUGCAUAUAUGGGGAUUGACAGAUAUAUAAAUAAAAGUAUGAGAUAUUGACAUCAGUCCACAACUCCCAUAUCAGUGCAUUCCUACCAAUACCAAAAGACUAAGGACAGUUGCUGAAAUCAGACUUGGAAUAGAAGUCAGUGGGUAGUUUCGGGAAAUCAGACUUACAAUGGAAGUCAAUGGGCAUUUGCUGAAAACAGACUUAGAACGAAAGUCACUGGGCAUGUAUAAGUGUAUAUAAUUAAAUGAUAUGGUUCAAUAA
Pygocentrus nattereri (red-bellied piranha) is the source of this 3529-nucleotide messenger RNA. Its product is annotated as nectin-2. The transcript is spliced from 7 exons. The record is from RefSeq and is a predicted model, not a curated record. The coding region runs from base 699 to 2249 and encodes 516 amino acids. Lineage: Eukaryota; Metazoa; Chordata; Actinopteri; Characiformes; Serrasalmidae.